GUUAUGGAUAAUUUCCUAUAUGGAGGUGGUUAUGAUUUGAACAACAACCUUUCUCAAAGGAAUAAUCAAAUGGAAAUGAUGGUUACAAACCAAAAUUAUUUUCCAUUCAAUAUUUCUCAAGAAACCAAGCCUUUGAAUAGUGUUGUACCAGAUGAAGUCUCAUGCAUAUCCUCAGUGAAUUAUUACAAAAGAGUUGGCAUGAACAGAAAUAAUAAGGCAUAUCCUUAUGCCUCUAGGAAGCCUGAGAAAGUUAAAAAGAAGAUCAACUUUAUAAAAGGGCAAUGGACAGUAGAAGAAGAUCGGUUGUUGGUUCAGCUGGUUGGAGAACAUGGUUUGAGGAAAUGGUCUCAUAUUGCUGAGAAUUUGCCUGGUAGAAUUGGAAAACAAUGCAGAGAAAGAUGGCAUAAUCAUCUAAAGCCUGACAUUAAGAAGGACAUAUGGAGUGAGGAAGAGGACAACAUAUUGAUCAAAGCACAUGAAGAGAUAGGAAACAAAUGGGCAGAGAUAGCUAAAAGGUUACCAGGAAGAACUGAAAACUCAAUCAAAAACCAUUGGAAUGCAACAAAGAGAAGACAAUACUCCAAAAGAAAGGGUAGAUCAAAGUACCCUAAAGGAACUCUUCUACAAAAAUAUAUCAAGAGCUUAAACCUAGACGAAAAUCCUCCGAAAGAUUAUAGAAGAAAACCUUCAGCUAAUGCUAUAAAAAACAAAACCAACAGAAGCACAACAAUAUCCUCUCAGUCUCAACAAACUGAACAAUUUUUUCCCAAUGAUCAGUGUUUGGUACCAACUUGUGAUUUUGAUGAUGUCCCGGAUUUUUCUUUCGAUGAGAAUUUGUUUCAAAAUGGGUGUAGUAUUGAUUCUCUACUAGAUGAUAUGCAAUGUGCUGAAGCUGAUCAAAUUAUGGAAGGAAAAAAACAUUUUGAUGUUGAGACAGAAAUGCCAUUGGAUAUUAUGGAAUCUAUGCUUGGAGUUGAAGUUAAGAAGGAGAUGGAUUUGAUGGAGAUGGUUUUUUCAGGUCAACGAAAAUUUUCAAGUGACUCAUUUUUUGGUAAUGACAUCAACAUUGGUUUGUGAUAACAUGGCACUAUGUUUAGUUAUUUAUUUCAACAAGUAUGUGUUUUUUGGAGAAAAUUCAGAAAGAUGGAGCUUGGACUCUUGAGUUUCAGAAGCACAAAAAUGCAGUGAG
Medicago truncatula (barrel medic) is the source of this 1189-nucleotide messenger RNA. RefSeq names its product transcription factor MYB98. The record is from RefSeq and is a predicted model, not a curated record. The transcript has 3 exons. Gene Ontology annotation, cellular component: nucleus. Gene Ontology annotation, biological process: regulation of DNA-templated transcription. The coding region runs from base 4 to 1077 and encodes 357 amino acids. Gene Ontology annotation, molecular function: RNA polymerase II cis-regulatory region sequence-specific DNA binding; DNA-binding transcription factor activity, RNA polymerase II-specific. NCBI's taxonomy places the organism in Eukaryota, Viridiplantae, Streptophyta, Magnoliopsida, Fabales, Fabaceae.